Triplophysa rosa is the source of this 3951-nucleotide messenger RNA. RefSeq names its product Ras association domain family member 3 (gene rassf3). NCBI's taxonomy places the organism in Eukaryota, Metazoa, Chordata, Actinopteri, Cypriniformes, Nemacheilidae. The transcript is spliced from 6 exons. Gene Ontology annotation, biological process: signal transduction. The record is from RefSeq and is a predicted model, not a curated record. The coding region runs from base 123 to 1346 and encodes 407 amino acids. Gene Ontology annotation, cellular component: cytoplasm.
GUCUUACCUGCCUGAGCACAACUUUCAAAGAACAACCUUACACAUAUAGAACAUAAACCAUCAAGAAAAAACCUUACACAUAUACAGGCGUUCUUUUGUUUUCAUUGGCACACUGACGCUUGAUGAUAAUAAUUGACAUGAUGCAUCACAGCAGGAAGUAUUCUCCGCCGCACUACUGCGCCGUCGAGUCGCCGUUAACGGUGCCUCAGCUAAACAGACUACCGACCUCACGGAUAGAAGAAGGGGACCUGAUAGAAAGAUCGGACAUGAAUUCACCCAAAGCCAAGUCUAGAAUACGCAACGUGAAGCUGAAAGCAGUGAAGGCACCUGCGUCUCCCCAGAAGCCCCGCGUCUCUCCAAACUCUGAGCAAAGCGACGCGUUACCGAAGGCGGCGGAGAACGGAGCUCGAGCUAGAAAAAGGGGCUACAAACCUCCUGAUGUGAGGACGAUAUUCGAACCCUCGGCUAAGGAUCCACGGGUAAAAGAGGAGAAAGGAGAGGGACACGCGUUUUGUCAGGACGCGGCGCACGCAUGGUGCGAUGUAUGUUGCGCAUAUAUUUUGCAUGGUGGCCUUACAUGCACAGGCUGUAAGUACACAUGUCAUGCUCAGUGCCGUGACCAGGUGACAUUAGACUGUCAUCCUAAUGGAUCCAUUAAUGGCCCCCUCAGUCCUCUCGCUCAGGACCACCUCAACAACAACGAGUCAUCACACAGCGAUGUGGAGAAAGAAAAGGAACCUCAAGCUCAUCUCACACUUGAAGAGAUCAGACAGAGGGUCGAGCAGUACAACACAGAUUCACGUGAUCACUUCAAAAUGACACUGAAUUCUAAUGGGCUGUACACCGGCUUCAUCAAGGUCCAGCUGGACCUGCGGAGGCCCAUCUCGGUGAAACUUGGCGGGGCGGGAGGGGUGAAAGAUCAGGAGGCGUUUUAUCUCCCGCGAGGCUCCGUAAACACACUGCACAUCAGCAGCGCCAGCACGGUGCGACAGGUGAUCGAAGCCCUGCUGAAGAAAUUCACCGUGGCCGACAACCCCGCCAAAUUCACCUUGUUCAAACGCUUCAGUCGGGAAGACCAUGUGUACACCUGUAAGCUGUCGGAGAAAGAACAUCCACUCUUUCUACGUUUAGUGGCGGGACCAAGUACAGACACCCUCAGCUUUGUGCUGAAGGAACAACAGACUGGCGAGGUCAUGUGGGACGCCUUCUCCAUCCCUGAACUACACAACUUUCUCCGUUUCUUGGAUAAAGAGGAACAGGACCAGAUUUGUUCGAUAACCAGACGCUACAACAGCUACAGAGAGAAGCUAGAGGAGGCCUUGAGAGCGACGGGCGGCCGGGGUUAACAAACAUGAGAGAGUGAGACUCUUGCACUGCUUCCUCUAGUGGUCACUGUGGGUAAUGAACACUGUUAGGUGUCACUGUGCCAAAUGGACACCCCAUCUCAAAAACUCUCAGGAGAACACUGGACUCCUUCACUAGAUAUACACACCUCCCAGAAUGCACCUCGGGUGCCAUAUUUACCUGUGUUGUUUCACACGUUGUGUCUCUGCAGUUUUGUCUUCAUUUUCUAUUUUCUUACAUUUGUGAACGAAACGUGAAAAUCAGAUUUUUUUAUUUAAUUGUUGGAUGCUGUGGAUUGUAAAUAUUUUGUUUAAUUUAUAUGGGUGACAUUUUUAGUUUUUAGUUUUCUGAAAGUCUUAUUUUAUUUUAAAUGUGUUUUUGACCGGAUGUUAUUGGAACAGGGGAUUGAUUAUGACUCGCAAUGUGCCCUACCAAAGAUAGUGUUGGCAAUAGAUGUGCUGUUGACAAAAUUGUGACAAAUGUAGCUCGAGGAAGAUGACCUAAACAGAAAGCGAUGUUGCGACGGGAAAAGAACGUUUAUUAACAGGAAAUGUAUGUACAGUGUGUGAUGGAGAAAACUGAUGUAGGGGAUGUCAAAGACAAAGGCAAAGUCAUGUAGCAUAUCAGAACCAUUAAUAGUUGAAAGGAUGCUUUAAAGUAAUAUUAAAAACAGAACUUCUAAGGUUCAGACUGUAAGUUUGCUCGAGCAUUCUUAGGUGAUGUGCUGGAAUUGGAACCGAACAGAUUUGAGGAAGUUGAAAUGUACGCAGCGGGAACGGUCAGGGUCGUAUUGGAGCAAAUGGAAUUAACUUUGCUGUCCUCUGCUCUUCUGAAGACCUGACUGAUGUUGGUUAAGCUCGGAUGGUUUAAUUAAGUAAAUGAUAGGUUGUGUUCACAGGGUGAGGAUGUUAAACGGCCUAGGGUUCGAAGUCAUUCAAGCAAACAAAGCAUUUGUUGUUCAGUGAUGAUUUUAAACACGGGUGUCACAUCUUAACUUUGGAAAGAGCAUUGAGAAAGAUUUUAAACGAUUAAAGGUCCAGAUAAAUGACUGAAUCUAUAACAGAUUGUGUUUGAUUUAAAGCUACACUACACCAGAAUAUGUUGAAAGUAUCUUGAUAUAAUCUUAUUUUUUAUGUUCGUGCAUACACAUGUAUCCUGACCUCUGUUACUGUGCCAGGAGAAAUGUAAAGUUCUGCCAAAAGAGGUUUGUUUUAGGUUUGUGUAUUUGUGGAUGUAGUGCCGUUUCUUUUGAUGACUCAUAACUUCUUUUGAUGACUCAUGGCUGGAACUGUUAUAAUGUACAGUAAGUUAAACGGCCAAUGCUACUUUGUCACAGCACGACCUGUUUUAAAUGAUACUUGUGUAUCAAUAGUUGAUUUAACAUGUAUAUGCAUUUAUAUAUAAAUAUCUUUAUGCUAGUGCUGCAUGAUGGUUUUCUGAUGGGUACUGCAACAAGAUUUGUGUUUUUGUUGUCCGUUGUGACACAUUCAUAGCAAGGUAGUGGCACCUUGUGGUCAACUGCUGUAUAACUACAUCUCUGCAGUCCUGAGGCUCACUUGUUAAUUCAGUUUUAUUUUAAAGCCACAGACUGUCUCUUAGUGUUUUUAUAUCAAUUCUAACCAAAGAUCUAGUUAAAUUGCAUAGUAUAAUGUAAGUUUUAAACAAUUGCCAGGUGCAAUCAGUAUGUAAACCUCACGAAACGGAGGUUGAAUUACAGUAUAUCUAUGUUUUACCGUGGCAACUUUAAUCUUAAACACUGGGGUGUGAAUUAAAAUGGUGUAACUGUGAUGUGAAAUACAACAUCGCAACAGUCUCGUAUGCAAUCGAAACAGAGGGUUUGUCAGGGGAAUCAGACCAGUAAUCUUAUAAAUGCUUUUUGGGCACUUUAUGUUUUAAUUCAGGGAAUUAUUUUACUUUUAUUUGUCUCCGUUGGAUGCCUAUGGUGUUCUACCGUUUCAAAACUUAAGUGGAGUUUAAUGGAGGCACAGUUUUGUUUUAUGCAAUCCUUUUUAAUUGCAUUUUAAUUCAAGCUUUUUUUAAAUACUUGAUUUUGUUUCAUAAAGCUUUUGUUUGUAGAGUAAGACUGUGAAACUGUGAUACUUGUAUUCAUGUGUUGUGAAGGGGUGUGGAUGUGAGCCUUCCGCUUCAAUACUUCUGAAUAUACAUGCAUGCGUUAUAAUAAUUCAUGCAUAUACUCUCUGUGGCUGUUUUAGGACAUCUCGUGCCACCGCUGUUGAUGCGUCUGUUGAACAGCAUGUUUAGAGAUUGCUCAUGAAACCCACACUCUGCAUUUGCCAAAAAUGAUCUUGUUUUGAUCCACAGCUGUAGGUUAUGUGGUUAUGAUCUACGGUUUUGUGAAUGCUGUAUGUUUUAUACAUAAAUAGAUGAGGACCUGUCAGAUUUGAGUUUAGGAAUGAUUGGCAUACAGAUAUGAAAAUUAUCUUCUAACUUUGGAAGCUUUACUUAAAAUAUGGAUCUUUAGAAUCUAAAUGAAUCCAGAUGUCAUGCGUUUGUUUUCUGUGGGUUACUUAAGUUUGUAUUGUUACCAAUUGUGGCCUUUCUUGUCAAAGACCUGGUUUCAGGAAAUAAAGAUGAAAUGUUUCACAA